Messenger RNA from Zalophus californianus (California sea lion), 2876 nucleotides. RefSeq names its product family with sequence similarity 13 member C (gene FAM13C). The record is from RefSeq and is a predicted model, not a curated record. The transcript has 15 exons. Lineage: Eukaryota; Metazoa; Chordata; Mammalia; Carnivora; Otariidae. The coding region runs from base 427 to 1998 and encodes 523 amino acids.
GGCGAGGUUGGGGUCGCGGUAACUCCCCAGGCUCUCCUUGCGGGGAUCCGGGGGGCCCGGGACCCGGGGCCGGCCCUGCCGCCGCGCCCCGCCCAGCUCUGUCCCCGCAGCCUCGCGGGCUGCCGGGCUUUGUGGUUCGCCCGUGCGGCUGGGCCCCAGCUGGGGGUGUCGUUACGAGCAUGUGCAGACAGCAGCCCAAGCCUUCAGGAUAAUUCCUUCAGCAGCACCGCUGUAACAGAGUGUGACGAAGACACAGUCUCCCUACAUGAAGACCAGACUGAUUGCUCCAGUAUCAGAGAUGAAGACAAUAAAGAAAACUACCCCGACGCCGGGGCUCUCCUAGAGGAGCCCGCGCCGCCGCCGUGGCGCGCGCCGCCGCAGCAUGUAGAGCAGACGGUGCUGGUGGACGGCGUGCUGCGACCCAGCAUGGGCAACUUCAAGUCCCGGAAGCCCAAGACCCUGCUCAAGGCGGAGAGCGGGAGGAGCCACGGAGAAAGUCAGGAGACAGAGCACGUGGCACCCAGCCAGCCAGAGUGUCGGGGGAGAACAGGAACGCCAGCUCACGAGAGUCCACAAAACCACUCUUUCAGGUGCCAAGAAACAGUGCGAGUUCAACAAAGAAUCGACCAAAGGGCUGCCAUUUGGUCAAAGGACAAUUUUGAGACUUGUCAGGACUUAAAUGAGAAUUCCUUGCUGAAGCUCCAAGCCCUGGAAACUGAUCUGUGCUCUGCAAUUUUGACAAACCAGGAAGAAGCUGCUCAGGUUCAUGGACCCAAGGACCCAACUCCAGCGUCGACCCAGAGCGUGCCUGUGGAAGGUGCAGAUGCUGCAGACCCUGCACCAGUCCACAAAGACGGGCAGAAUGAAGCAGACAGUGCACCAGAAGACCUCCAGUCUGUUGGGACUAGCAGGCUGCUCUGUCACAUCACUGAUGGUGACAACCCACUGCUGUCACCACGAUGCUCCAUCUUCAGCCAAAGCCAGAGAUUCAACUUAGACCCUGAAUCAGCCCCUUCUCCACCCAGCACUCAGCAGUUUAUGAUGCCCCGAAGUUCUUCACGGUGCAGCUGUAGUGAUGGCAAGGAUCCACAGACCAUUACCCAGCUCACUAAGCACAUCCAGAGUCUCAAGCGAAAAAUUCGAAAAUUUGAAGAAAAAUUCGAACAAGAAAAGAAAUACCGGCCUUCACAUGGUGACAAGACUUCUAAUCCUGAAGUCCUGAAAUGGAUGAAUGAUUUGGCUAAAGGUCGUAAACAACUCAAAGAACUAAAGCUGAAGCUCUCAGAAGAACAAGGGAGUACUCCCAAAGGCCCACCUAGAAACCUGUCCUGUGAGCAACGCGCAGUCCCCAGAGAGAAUGGGAAGUCAGAAGCUGUGGGUCCUGAGCCAUGCUCCCCUGGAGAGGAGACUCCAGAUGCUGUGUUGACAUGCCUGAAGGAGAAGAGAGAGCAGCUUCCUGCUCAGGAGGAUUCUAAGGUAGCUAAGCAAGACAAGAACCUCAUAAAGCCUCUUUAUGACCGAUACAGGAUUAUCAAGCAAAUCUUGUCAACACCUUCCCUUAUUCCAACAAUUCAGGAGGAAGAGGACUCUGAUGAAGACUGUCCACAGGGAAGCCAACAACUUCCUUUGCCAGAUCCAGCAUCUCACCUUCCUGUUGGUGACCACCUCACCUUCUCUAAUGAGACUGAGCCUGUUAGGGUCCUGCUGCCAGAUGAAAAAAAAGAAAUCAAACAACCAGCACUAUCCAUGUCCAAUUUACAUGAGGCUACAAUGCCUGUACUUCUUGACCAUCUCCGAGAAACUAGGGCUGACAAGAAGAGACUUCGAAAAGCCUUAAGAGACUUUGAAGAACAGUUUUUUAAACAAACGGGAAGAAGUCCACAAAAGGAAGACAGGAUGCCAAUGGCAGAUGAGUACUAUGAAUAUAAGCACAUAAAAGCCAAACUGAGACUAUUAGAGGUCCUCAUCAGCAAGCAAGAUGUGGCCAAAACAAUCUGAGGUUCAGGAAAUGUUUGUGCUCACUUUCAACCAAGAUAAGGUCAAGUUUAUUUUCCUUUGCCAUUCUUGCUAGGUAGUUUUGACAUAUUGAAAACUGAAGCACUUUAGUGGUAGUAUUAGCUGUUUUUAAGAAGGGAUGGCAAGAGUAACCAUCAAUGAGGAAGGAGGAUUUAAAUGGGGGAAAAUAUAACAGCUAACAGUAUAAUUGGAAAAAAAAUUCAGUCUCCUCCAUGCCAAGCAGAAAAUGCACAGUCAGUAUAAUUAUUUCAAAAAAAUCUUAAUAUUUUAUCAAAUCUAAAUAAUACUUGUUAGGUGGGCCACUUAUUAAGGAAAGCCUAUUUAGUGUCUGGAAACUGCAUAUGUUAGUGUAUGGAAAAAGAACAUGAUUUUUAAAAAAAAUCAAUAAGAGGAGGAAAAGAAACUCUUCUUUUUAUGUAGGAAGGAAUACAGCUAGUAAGAAUGUAAUUUAUUUGAAAGUUCUAAUAGAUUUUUAAGUGAUAAAAACAUCUACCUUGUCCCUUAAGUCCGUUAGGCUAUUCAGUAAAGCAUACUAGAAUGUGUCACUGCUAAUUUUUUAUUUCUAUAUAAAAAUAGCACAUUAUUUUAUCUGUUAUUUGAAAUUUUACAUUUCUGGUUACCAAAGUUCAUUCUUAUAGCAUGUACUUUGUGAAUUAUCUUUGUCUAAAAUUGACAGAUGUUUAUAUUAAAAUAUUGUAUUAAAAUUUGAAAAUAGGUAUUUUGGAUAGAUCUGUGGUCUGCAGUAUAUAAUCUAAUGUGAUCAUAGUUAUGAUUGCUAAUCUUUUUGUUUACUAUAAGAGUAUAUAACUAUUUUUCGAUUGGGAAUAUGCAUAUUUCUUAAUGUUCCAAGGUCUGUGUAU